Drosophila navojoa is the source of this 945-nucleotide messenger RNA. It is a transcript of the gene Ras64B, whose product is annotated as ras-like protein 2. The record is from RefSeq and is a predicted model, not a curated record. Gene Ontology annotation, cellular component: membrane. NCBI's taxonomy places the organism in Eukaryota, Metazoa, Arthropoda, Insecta, Diptera, Drosophilidae. Gene Ontology annotation, molecular function: GTPase activity; GTP binding. Gene Ontology annotation, biological process: signal transduction.
UCGGCGAUGACGAUACAUUCGUGUAUUUCUAGUUGAAUAUUUUUCGCGGACGGUAUAGCAAUAAAAUAAAACAGAAAAUUAGACGACGCAUCGCACAGAAAUGCAAAUGCAAACGUAUAAACUGGUAGUCGUCGGUGGUGGCGGCGUUGGAAAAUCUGCCAUAACGAUACAAUUCAUACAGAGCUAUUUCGUCACAGACUAUGAUCCAACCAUCGAGGACUCCUAUACGAAGCAAUGUGUGAUUGAUGAUGUGCCCGCCAAAUUGGAUAUUCUGGAUACAGCUGGCCAGGAGGAAUUUAGUGCAAUGCGUGAACAGUAUAUGCGUUCCGGCGAGGGUUUCCUGCUUGUGUUCUCGCUGAAUGAUCAUUCCAGCUUCGAUGAAAUACCCAAAUUUCAACGACAAAUCUUGCGUGUCAAGGAUCGUGAUGAGUUUCCCAUGUUGAUGGUGGGCAACAAAUGCGAUUUGGAGCAUCAACGUCAUGUCUCGCUGGAAGAGGCACAAAAUACCAGCAGAAACCUAAUGAUACCCUAUAUUGAAUGUAGUGCGAAGCUGCGAGUGAAUGUGGAUCAGGCGUUCCACGAGCUGGUGCGCAUUGUGCGCAAAUUUCAAAUAGCCGAGCGACCCUACAUUGAGGAGGGCUUCAAAAAGAAGGGCAAGAAGAAGUGCUGCCUUAUGUAAAGUGGGCAGCCAAAACGAAUCUCCACGAAUCGAGAAGAGAAAGGAUACGAUGUAACGAGUAUAACACCAAAAUUUUUAUAAUUAAUUAAUAAUGCGCGUCGACUGAGCUAAAUAGAGAGAUUCCGAUGUCCCAGUAAACCGAAGUAAUCCCAGCUAUAGCAGAAACCCAACGAAUUGCAUUUUGUGAACUGCCUGAACAUAAAAUGAAUUGUCUAAAAGCUCAUGCCACGCCCACUCGCCAGUUAAACUAACUAACUAAAACAAAA